Molecule: messenger RNA, 1038 nt
Organism: Haliaeetus leucocephalus (bald eagle)
Lineage: Eukaryota; Metazoa; Chordata; Aves; Accipitriformes; Accipitridae
Gene: CXCR6
Product: chemokine (C-X-C motif) receptor 6
Exons: 1
Coding region: 1-1038 (345 amino acids)
Biological process (GO): G protein-coupled receptor signaling pathway; immune response; chemotaxis
Cellular component (GO): membrane
Molecular function (GO): coreceptor activity; C-X-C chemokine receptor activity
Source: RefSeq, a predicted model, not a curated record
AUGGCAACUACAGAUACUGCCAACUUUUAUUAUAACUUCUCCAUCAUUGAUCCCAACGAAAAUGGAAGUGAGAAUUUUCAUACAUUUACAAGAGUCUUCCUGCCCUGUAUGUAUUCGGCUGUUUUCAUCCUUGGGCUAGCAGGAAAUGCACUUGUCUUUGUCAUACUAGCUUUCUAUGAGAAACGGAAGAUGCUGACAGAUAUAUUUUUGCUGAACUUGGCCAUAGCUGACUGGGUCUUCCUUUGGACACUGCCAUUCUGGGCAUAUUCUGCUGCUCAGGAGUGGACUUUUGGCACCGUGGCAUGUCGUAUUAUACGAGGCUUGUAUACUCUGAACUUGUACACUUCAAUGCUAACUCUAACGUCUAUCACCUUUGACCGGCUUAUUGCUAUUACUUUUGCAACCAAAGCACGUAUGUGUCAAACCAAACGAAUGACAUGGGGCAAAUUAAUCUGUGUCUUGAUCUGGGUGAUCUCACUAGCAUUUGCUGCACCACAGUUUAUUUUUAGUGAGGUGUUUAGUAUUGAUAAGACAAUAUGCCAGGAAGAAUACCCAAACCAUCACACAGAAAUGGUUCUUGAAGUGAUCCAAGUGACCCUUGGCUAUUUUAUUCCCAUGCUAGCCAUGAUCAUCUGCUACUCACUAAUUAUUAGAACCUUACUGCAUGCCAGGAGUUUUCAAAAGAACAAAUCUCUAAAGAAAAUAUUUUCUGUAGUUGCCAUAUUUAUUCUUACUCAGUCACCCUACACUUUCUUGAGACUGAUAAAGAUCAUAGACUGGAGCUUUAACCUGAACAGCAGCUUUGAAUAUGCAAUCAUUAUAACAGAAGCUCUUGCUUAUUUCCACGGCUGUCUUAAUCCUGUUCUGUAUUUCUUCAUGGGGGUGAAAUUCAGGAGGAACUUACAGAAAAUUAUUAAAAAUUCAAGAUGCGUCAAACGGCAAGUUAUGGUUAAACAGUGGCAAACCACUGAAGAAGAAGGCUCUAAAACUUUUACUGCCUCCAAUAAUGCAGAUGCAACAAGCAUGUACCAGCUAUAA